UCUAUGAUUUUUAUACGCGUGCAAGCAUUAUUAACGAGAAUUGUAAAUAUGAAACGAAUUUGGUCUUUUCUGUGAAAGGUAAAAGACAAGAAGUCAUGGUAAAUGUCACGAAAGGAAUUUUAGUUGAAUGUGAUGCUGCUAUGAAGCAAUUUCUUUUACAUUUAGAUGAGACAUUUGCUUUGGGACGAAAAUUUAUUAUUCAAGAUUUAGAUGAAAGACAUUUAUUUAUUUCUGCUGAUAUCUUAGACACCUUACAAACAAAAGUAGAUGAUCUUAUGGAUCAAAUAUCAUUUCCUUUAGCAGAGAAAGGAAUAUAAAUAUUAAAAUAUGUUUUUCUUUACAAUACAUCAUAAAAUAGUUUAAGAAAUUAUAUAUUCAUUGUAAAAUAAUCAAAAAUGGCUGCACGUGAAUCUGGUAGAAUAAAAGAUGCUUAUCAAAAAAGAGUGCUUGAUGAAGCUGCUCGUAAACGCAGACAAAAGAAAGCAUUGGAAGCUUUGGAACAAGAUAAUUUUCACGAUGAUCCGCAUGCUGAUUUAGUAAUGAGUAAAAAAGUUCCAAAAUUUCAAGAAACUUUAGAUAAUAGAGGUGGUAGAAGAAAAAAAACCAGAUCAGCAGAGUAUUAUAAGCAACGAUUUCGUAAAACAUUUGCUCAAUUAGUAGAAGAAGA
Molecule: messenger RNA, 667 nt
Organism: Apis dorsata (giant honeybee)
Lineage: Eukaryota; Metazoa; Arthropoda; Insecta; Hymenoptera; Apidae
Gene: Tfb5
Product: general transcription factor IIH subunit 5
Exons: 3
Coding region: 96-317 (73 amino acids)
Biological process (GO): nucleotide-excision repair, preincision complex assembly; transcription initiation at RNA polymerase II promoter; transcription by RNA polymerase II
Cellular component (GO): transcription factor TFIIH holo complex; transcription factor TFIIH core complex
Source: RefSeq, a predicted model, not a curated record